Phaedon cochleariae (mustard beetle) is the source of this 1683-nucleotide messenger RNA. Lineage: Eukaryota; Metazoa; Arthropoda; Insecta; Coleoptera; Chrysomelidae. The record is from the annotation of a GenBank genome assembly.
GACUUUUGAACUGGUUUUAGAUUUUACAGAUUUUACUACUUUGAAAUUCAGAACUUCUUGAAAACAUGUCUGUAGAGGAGGAAGAUUGUCCACCUCUGUUGGAAACAUGUGCUGGAGAAAGAGGAAAUGAAGAUGAUGACUCUGAUGGAUGGGAUGAAAUGGAAGUCAGUGGGGAACAAACCACCUGCUUAUUCUGCCCUCUCCAAUUUCACACAAUAGCUGUAGCACUAGACCAUUGUAGAUCUGACCAUAAUUUUGAUUUACUUUCAUUGAAAGCUAAAUAUGAUAUGGAUUGCUACUCAUAUAUCAAAAUGAUCAAUUAUAUUAGACUACAGAAGCCUCAUCCCAAAAUUCUUACAGAAUCUUCAGUUGCUCUUUGGGAGGAUGAUGUUUAUUUGAAACCUGGAGAUAUGGAGACCUGGCUCAUGUAUGAUUUUGAUGAUCUUGGGAGUGCACCAUCUACUCCACACUAUGCCAUAGAUGGUAAAGCACCUAUUAGUAACCUCAGUUUCUCAGAUUUACAGAGACAAAUACAAGAGUUGACAAUACAGUUGAAGCAUAAAGACAUGUUGCUGGAAAAUUGUCAUAAAGAUAUGGAACAUAUGAGAAAAGUUACCAAAACAAUAGUCGAUUCUGGUGACUCCCUGAAUAAAAAAAUUCCCAAUAAUGUGAUUUCAUCUGGCUGUGAUAGUAGUGAUUAUUUCAACUCAUAUUCUCAUUUUGGAAUUCAUCAUGAUAUGCUCAAUGAUGCAGUGAGAACAGAGGGCUAUAGAGAUGCAAUAUACAAAAAUAUAAAAAUGUUUGCUGGUAAAAUUGUUCUAGAUGUUGGUUGUGGGACUGGAAUAUUAUCAAUGUUUUCUGCUAGAGCAGGCGCUGAAAAAGUUAUUGGCGUAGACCAAUCUGAAGUUCUUUACAAGGCAAUGGACAUCAUUAGGGAAAACAACUUACAGGAUAAAAUCCAUUUAAUAAAAGGCCAACUAGAGAGAGUUAACCUUCCUGAAGACAAAGUGGAUAUAAUAAUUUCUGAAUGGAUGGGCUAUUUUCUACUGUUUGAAGGAAUGCUUGACAGUGUCAUUCAUGCAAGGGAUACUUUCCUGAAACCUGAUGGUUUGAUUUUACCAAACAGAUGUAAUAUCAGCAUUGUAGGAGUUGACGAUAUUGACAGGUAUAAUAAGGUAGUAAACUUUUGGGACGACGUCUAUGGGUUUUCAAUGAAAUGCAUGAAGAGUGAAGUACUUCGAGAAGCGUUUGUAGAAAUAGUACCUCCAGAAAAAGUCAUAACCAAUUCAGUGAUCUUGACUGAAAUCGAUAUAAGAACUUGCGACGUGAAUGCGUGUAUAUUCAGCUCAACAUUCACGUUAUCUGCACAUAAAGAUGGGAUGCUCACUGCUAUUGCAGGAUAUUUUGAUACAUUUUUCGAUUUGGAAACUGAAGUUCGGUUUUCUACUGGUCCACAUGCUACCAGAACCCAUUGGCAGCAAACUCUCUUUUAUUUGCCAGAUACCAUUGUUGUGAAGAAAGGAGACAGGUUGGAAGGGACAGUUUCUUGUACAAGAUUAACAAAAAACGUGAGAGGACUAUCAGUAACAAUCACAAUUGGCAAAAAUAAAUACCAUUACAGCUUAGAUUAAGGAAUCGAUCGUUCUUUUUUGUAAGUUUUGUAAUUAAAUUGCAGUCUAUUAC